AUGAAACUCCUUCUGCUGAUCACUCUGCUCGCAGCAGGCGCUACUGCACACAGCAUCAGCCGUCGGGCUUUGUGGCAGUUCCGCAAUGUGAUCAAGUGCACCAUCCCCGGGAGCAACCCCUUGUUGGAAUACAACAACUAUGGCUGCUACUGUGGCUUGGGUGGCUCAGGCACCCCCGUGGACGAACUGGACAGGUGCUGUCAGACUCACGAUAACUGCUACACACAGGCGAAGAAGCUGAAGGACUGUAAAGUCCUCAUAGACAACCCCUACACCAACUCAUACUCAUUCAAGUGCUCCGGGAACGUGGUCACCUGCAGUGCCAAAAACAACGCCUGCGAGGCCUUCAUCUGCAACUGCGACCGUGAGGCUGCCAUCUGCUUCUCCAAGGCUCCCUACAACAAGGAGAACAAAGGAAUUAAGUGCUAG
Molecule: messenger RNA, 429 nt
Organism: Arvicola amphibius (Eurasian water vole)
Lineage: Eukaryota; Metazoa; Chordata; Mammalia; Rodentia; Cricetidae
Gene: Pla2g1b
Product: phospholipase A2 group IB
Exons: 4
Coding region: 1-429 (142 amino acids)
Biological process (GO): arachidonate secretion; phospholipid metabolic process; fatty acid biosynthetic process
Molecular function (GO): calcium ion binding; phospholipid binding; signaling receptor binding
Source: RefSeq, a predicted model, not a curated record